Molecule: messenger RNA, 2131 nt
Organism: Benincasa hispida (wax gourd)
Lineage: Eukaryota; Viridiplantae; Streptophyta; Magnoliopsida; Cucurbitales; Cucurbitaceae
Product: mannan endo-1,4-beta-mannosidase 1-like
Biological process (GO): polysaccharide catabolic process
Molecular function (GO): mannan endo-1,4-beta-mannosidase activity
Source: RefSeq, a predicted model, not a curated record
CAUUUUAAGUCGAUAUUGGAUUAUGAAUUAUGUUGAAAUUAACUUUUUUCCACGAGUUAAUCUCUCUUGUUAUAAAUAUUCCAAGAUGAUUCAUUAUAAAAAUAUCACAAAUAAAAACAAAAAUAAAAAUUUCUCUCUCUCACAUCAAAAUAAGAAAAAGGUGUAUGCAUGGUGAAAGAAAAAUGAGGUGGUUGAUAUGGGAAGUUUUCUUCAUCCUAAGCGGUCUUUCCUCUUCACCUUCUCCGGCACCGGAAGCUUUCGUCGGAGUUCAAGACGGCCAUUUUCAGUUAAAUGGUUCUCCAUUUGUGUUCAAUGGCUUUAACUCUUACUGGAUGAUGUCCGUCGCCGCUGACCCGAACCAACGCCACAAAGUCUCCAAUGUCUUCCACGAUGCCGCCUCUGCCGCCCUCACCGUCUGCCGGACGUGGGCCUUCGCCGACGGCGGCUCCCCUGCCCUCCAAAUCUCCCCCGGCGUUUAUGAUGAGAUAGUUUUUCAGGGACUUGACUUUGUGAUAUGUGAAGCCAAAAAGUAUGGAAUUAGAAUGAUAUUGAGUUUGGUGAAUAAUUACAAAGACUACGGCGGAAGAGAACAGUAUGUACGGUGGGCCAAAGCUGCCGGCGUUGAUAUUUAUAAUGACGAUGACUUCUACACUAAUCAACUUAUCAAGAGCUACUACAAGAACCAUGUUCAGAGAGUAUUGACAAGGAAGAACACAAUUAGUGGUUUGAGAUAUAUGGAUGAUCCAACGAUUAUGGGAUGGGAACUUAUGAAUGAACCACGUUGUCAACUUGAUUCAUCAGGCAACACUAUCAAUAGAUGGGUAGAAGAAAUGGGAUCUUAUGUGAAAUCAAUUGACAAACAACAUUUGGUGGGAAUUGGAAUGGAAGGAUUCUGUGGAGAUUCAAGCCCAACCAAAAUCAAAUCCAACCCAAAUAGUUACAGACUUGGCACAGAUUUUCUCACUAAUAAUCUCAACAAAGACAUAGACUUUGCAACAAUUCAUGCAUAUCCUGAUGCUUGGCUACCAGGGCAAAGUGAAGCCACCAAAAUGGCAUUCUUGGAGGAAUGGAUAACAAUUCACUGGACAGACUCCAAGACUAUCUUAAAGAAGCCAUUGAUUUUUGAAGAAUUUGGAAAGUCAACCAGAGGCCAAAACCAAACAUCUAAUGUAAGAGACAGAGAUUCAUUCUUAAGUAAGGUUUAUUCAAUUAUCUACAACCUUGCAAGAAAUGGAGCAACCAUGGCUGGAGGUCUGGUCUGGCAAGUUAUGGCUGAAGGAAUGGAGUCGUAUUACGAUGGAUACGAGAUCGUUCUUCCCCAGAAUCCUUCGACAAAUGCCAUUAUAACACAACAGUCAAACAAGAUGGCUGCCCUCAACAUUAAAACUCAACAUCACCUCAACAAUAGAUACUAAAUACGUGUUCAGACUGUAAUAAUAAGUUUAGGUUAAGCUGAACUAUAGGUUGGAUUAUGCUAUUACUGGCUUAUGGGUUAAGAGUAAUGGCAAAUGAUAGCUUUCCAAGUGGAUGUCCAAGUGCUAGGCACUUUGUAGUCAGUUUAUUAGUUAGAAAUAAAAAUAUUUAUUUUCCUUCUGAUAUGACUAUUUAUGCCAGUCUCUUCAUGGCUUAACUCUUUAAGCUUCUAAUUCUCAAAAGGAAAGAAAAUGGGCAAGAGGGAUACAAGGGAUCAAAGAAAGGAGGGAGGAGAAAGGGGGAGAUGGAGAGAGAUUGUGAUAAUUGGUACUACUAGGAAAUAUAAUAAAAUAAAAAUCAAUUGUUAGGGACGACGAAACUCCAGAUAUCUCCACUAUGGUAUGAUAUUGUCCACUUUGGACAUGCACCCUCAUAGUUUUGUUUUUGGUUUCACCCCAAAAGGCCUCUUAUUAUUGGAGAUAGUUGUCAUCCCUUACAAAAUCACGAUCAUCCCCUUGUUUAACCGACUUUGAAUGCAUUCUCACCCAACAUCAAUCACAUCCUGUUACCCAUCAACAACUUAAAGGUAGGUAUUAAGUUGAUCAUCUCAUGACAAGGAUUAGCUAAAAGCUACAUUUUCAUGAACUGCAUAUUAUAUAUUGUGGAUAAUCUAUAGUAAAGAUUUUUCUAAAACCAAGAACUUCAUCUCUUAUAACUA